AGGUUUCUGCGCUACGAGUCAGUUGGCCGACACGAGCCGCGCGUGCUGGGGCUUCUGGUGUUUACUCGCUGUCCGCUUCUCUGUCUGCCGACGGACGCUGAUCCGGAGUCGUCCUCGCGCGCGCGACACUCGGGACUCGCCGCGGAGACUCGCGCACGCGGAGGGUGACGGAGACGGGCAGCCGUGGGGGUUCCUCUCUCGCGAGCGCGUCGCGUCUGUCCGAGGGGGAGGCUUCGAUUCUUCCGCGGACUCGCGGCCUGACGGAGGGAUCCUGCUGUGCCCGCCGUUUCGUCGUCGGGCUUCUCGCAGAAGAGAGAGAGAGAGAGAGCUUUUCUCUUCCUCUCCCUCGAGGAGAGCGGGGAAUAAUAAUCGGCUGGACGAGGCGAGUCGUCGUCGUCGAAGACGAAGAGACGUCCGAUGGUCGCGACACGGUUGAGGGAAUGACGUUACGACGCGCGGUGUAACGAACUUGCGAGGAUGAUAACGCCGCCAGUGUCAGUGCAGUGGGGUUAAAGUGCCAGCCGGUUUAUGGAUAACCACCGAGCGCCGUCGCUCACCGGAUCCACGAGUGCGAGCUGCUAUCAAGCCGACGAGCGGCCUGCUGCGGCGAGUGACGCGGCGUGCUGCGGCGUUUAAAACCCGGCGAGCCCGACGAUACGAGAGAUGAACGAAUGACCGGGCCGACGCGGUGAUCCAUACGCGAUGAGGCCGAAAUCGUGCUCGCCGUUUCUGCUCUUCUGCGUGCUCCUGCCCGGAGUGGUGCGACCCUUCACGUCCGGCGAGGAAGGCGAAGACGCCGCGGAGGAGGACGACUCGUACCUUCUGGAGGAGGACGACGUGCCCUCGGCCACGAUAGCCAGCGACACCGAGCUGAUCUCCGAGGGCGGCGGUCACCUGCCGGUCUUCCUCACCGAGCCCGUCAACUCCUUCGUCGUGAAGAACAAGCCCGCCACUCUGCGCUGCAAAGCCGCCCACGCGCUGCAGAUCUACUUCCGCUGCAACAACGUGCGGGCGGAGGACUCGCAGCAGCAGGACUUUGUCGACCCGCACACGGGCACGCGGAUCGUCGAUUGCGAGCUCAACGUCACGAGGGAUCACAUCGAGGAGUACUUCGGCAAGGAUAAGUUCAAGUGCGAGUGCAUCGCCUGGUCCGGCUCGGGUCAGAUCAAGAGUCAGCCGGCGAUCAUCGACGUCGCCUACCUGAAGAAGCAGUUCGAAUCGCCGCCGUACUCCGUGUCCGUCGAGGCGGGCCAGAGCACCGAACUGAGAUGUCUGCCUCCACUGGGAGUGCCGCCGCCGCGGGUUUACUGGCUGAGAAAUAACAUCCCGGUGGACACCGAGUCGGACACACUUCUGGUGUCCAGCGAGGGUCACCUUCUCGUUGGUCAAGCCAAACUUAGCCAUCAGGCCAACUACACGUGCGUCGCCGAAAAUAUCGCGGCGAAACGGCAGAGCGAGCCGGUCGGCCUGACAGUUUACGUGAACGGCGGCUGGUCGUCGUGGUCGUCCUGGUCGGAAUGCCAUCCGCGAUGCUCGAAAGCCGGCCAGAAGCGGACGAGGACGUGCACGAAUCCGGCGCCCAUGAACGGCGGCCAGAAUUGCCUCGGCCCGGCGCAGCAAAAGAUGGACUGCAACAUAGGCUGCCCCGCCGGCGCUCUGGAGGAAUUCACUAACACCCUGGUCGUCGACGGCGGAUGGUCCAGAUGGUCGGCGUGGUCGGUGUGCGGCAGCGACUGCACGCACACAAGGAGGAGAUCCUGCGACGAGCCGCCGCCCAGCCACGGCGGCCGACCUUGCCAGGGCAGGGACAUCAACGUGGCCAAUUGCACCGGCGGCAUGUGCAACGUCGGCAACGCGAAGGUGGGCGGCGCUCAUUUAACCGAAGAAGAGAACCGCCAGAUGGACGUGGCCCUGUACGUCGGCCUGACGGUCGCCUGUGUGGUGAUCGUCAGCCUGGCGUUCUUCCUGGUGAAGCUGCUGCGGCGCAAAGGCCGCGACCACUCCUUGUACUCCAUGGCUCGUAACGAAUUCCAGCCGGAGUUCUUCCCGGAUCAGGACAAGAAGCUGAGCCUGCAGCCGGACGUGACGGCGACGAGUGUGCCGGCCUGCUACGAGUAUCCUUUCGACCCGAAGCUGUCAAUGUCGAGAUCCCUCUCGGAACACCACUACGACGUGCCGCAUUUGUCGAUCGCGCCCCAGCCGUCCCCGAUGUCGCCCACGCCCAGCACCUCGACCCAGGAGUCCUGCAGCGACAAGCAGAUCCAUUCCGACAGCGAGAACAGCGUCACUAGCUCCUACCCGUCCUCGGACUCCACGUACAACGUCGCCUCGGAGAGCGUGCGCCUGCCGAAGCUCGAGGCCGGGAACGUCGCGAGGGCGGCGGUCAACACGCGCGGCGCCCUGCUGGUCCUGCCGGACUCCGGGAUCUCGAUGUCGGUGCCGGAGGGGGCAGUUCCCAAGCCGCUCAGGGAGGAGCUGUAUCUGGCGGUGCUCAACGAGGAUCGUUACAGGCCGCGAUUACCUGACGGGAUAACCCAGUUAUCGGCCGUGGUGACCUGCGGUCCGUCGUCCGCGACCUUCAACAAGCCUGUGAUCCUGCAGUUCGAGCACUGCGCGAUGCUGCACCCGGCGACCUGGGAGCUGAGCGUGUGGGCGUGCGACGGCGUUAACGUCGACGACACGUCGCCGUCGCUCGCGUCCAAGGACCACCAGUCGUCGUCGUCGUCGUCGUCGUCGUCGUCGUCGUCGUCGUCGUCGAUCACGUGGAGCCGAGUGCUGACCCUCGGCAACGAGACCAUCAACACGCCGUUGUUCACGCAGUUGGACCACGCGGAGGCUUUCAUCGUGACCGAGCAGCUGCGCGGCUACGUGCUGGCCGGCCAGAGCAGCGAGAGCGCGAUCGCCACGAAGCGAUUGCGACUGGCGCUCUUCGCCAGCCAGGCCGGCCAGUGCUGCGUCCGGGUGUACGCCGUCGAAGACACCAAGGCCGCCAUGAAAGCGAUCGUCGACCGCGAGUCGCAGAUCCGCGGCUAUCUGCUGGACAAGCCGCGCACGCUGCUGUUCCAAGACAACGGCGAGUCGCUCUGCGUCAGCCUCGAGGAGGUCGGCAACGAGUGGCAGAGCAAGUCGCCCACGGAGCGCCAGGAAGUCUCGUUCCGGGACGCCUGGAACUGCCAAGAGAACGCCAAGCACGUGACCUUCGGCCUGGACACGGCCUUUGGCCCGACCACCACGAGGAGCUACAAGCUGCAGGUCUCGCAAGGCAACUCCGACACGAGACAAGUUUUCAGAAUCGUUUACGACGGCGCGAAGCAGCUCAUCUCCUCGGGUAGCGUCACGAGGCCGCUCAGGGAAGUCACCGUGGUCAGCAGCGGACAUGCCAACAACGCCACCACCGACUCCACCACCCUGCGACCGUUCCGGUUUACGAGAUCCUUGAGGAAGCAGCUCUGCCAGUGCCUGGACCCGCCGAACGCUCUCGGCAACGAUUGGAGAAUGUUGGCGCAGAGGCUGCAGGUCGACAGGUACAUCAAUUACUUCGCGACCAAGGCCAGCCCGACCGAGCACAUCUUGGACCUGUGGGAAGCGAGGCACCGGGAGCCGACGGCGGUGACGGAUCUGCUGAACCACCUCCGAGUUAUGGGCAGGACCGACGCGGCCACGAUCCUGGAGGCCCAGCUCGGCCCGUGGCUCUGAACAGACCGGUAAACCGGAUCUCGAAACCGUUUCCAACGGUGAGUGAAAGUCGCGAGCGUCGUACGCCCACGAGCCGAGCGCCGGGCGAUCGGCGGGUGAAUCAGUGGGUGAUCGAACGGCGCGACCGGUGAACUCGAGAGAUCGAUCAGUGAGUACCGGAAGGGACAAUCGGCGGAGUGAGCGAGUGACUGAGCGAGUGCGUGCGAGCACAGAGGGAGGGAGGGAGGGAGGAAGGGUGGAGAGCGGGGAAACGGAGGAUUCGAUUCUCCAAACGGACUCAUCGAAACACUGCCUUAAUUGUGCGCGACAAACGCGUCGGUACUCUGUAAAUAAACGUGAGUUAGCGGGAAGCCCGGAGAUCCCGCUUCAAGAGGAGAUCCUUCGGGCGCGUCAAGGACCACGAGUCGAGAAACGCUUCAGCCGACAGCUCGAGAGACGAGGAGCGAGAACGAGAGGGAGAGGGAGGGAGGGAAAGUGAGAAAGAAAACGAGAGAGCGCGGGUUGCGGUCCGUGGUCGAAAGGGAAAAAGGGUGGGAGGGAGGGAGGAGGGACGAGAGUAAGGGGAACCGUAUAUAAUCGUGACGACGUAAUUAGGGACUGUGCAUUUAGAUGGAUAUACGUGUACAUACGUACUAAAGACACGCGCGCAGAUACAGAUGGAGAUAUAUCCAUUUAGAGAUGGAUGUUUAUAUAUAAAUAUAUGUUAUAUAUUAUAUAAAUAUAUAUAUAUAGAUAUCUACCAGGACACACCAAGAGUAUAUGAAGCGCUCGCGCGCGGACAUCGCGACAUCGACUUGUCCGCGGCGACAGCUCGACGCGACGAAGGUACUUUUUCAGUCGAUUAUCGUUAUCGAACACGGACGACGAGCACGAGACACCGCGCCGGCUGGGUGUCGUCACUUCACUUUCGUUUCCUCGGAGAAUCGUGCCAAAAUUAUCUCGGUUUCUCGUAAGGCGCUACAAUUCCGUUGCUGUUGCAUCCGAGUUUCGUGAAAGACGCCGUAUAUCCUUUUUCACACGUGUCGACAAUACAGAUCGCGGUGCGCGAGGCAGGAGGACGCGACGACGACGAUGACGAUCACGACGACCACGACGAGAACAACGACUGCGGCGGCGGCGGCGACGACGCGGUGGACGAUGCGGCGAGUCGCCGUGCGUGGCGCGCGCGUCGCUCACGAACGCGAGCGCGAGCCGCGAGCCGUCGCGUAAGGAAGAAGAAACGAGAGAGAGAGAGAGAGAGAGAGAGAGAGAGAGAGAGAGAGAGAGAGAGAGAAUCGAGCUAAUUACGACAGACAUGAUUUACACCGACGAUUUAUUUGAGAGAAUUGUAUAUUUGUUACUUUCGACGAAUAAAAUAUUCUUGUAUACCUCAGAGUCGAA
Molecule: messenger RNA, 5076 nt
Organism: Harpegnathos saltator (Jerdon's jumping ant)
Lineage: Eukaryota; Metazoa; Arthropoda; Insecta; Hymenoptera; Formicidae
Product: netrin receptor UNC5C
Exons: 12
Coding region: 703-3696 (997 amino acids)
Biological process (GO): netrin-activated signaling pathway; motor neuron axon guidance
Cellular component (GO): membrane
Molecular function (GO): netrin receptor activity; protein binding
Source: RefSeq, a predicted model, not a curated record